Molecule: messenger RNA, 1299 nt
Organism: Symbiodinium necroappetens
Lineage: Eukaryota; Dinophyceae; Suessiales; Symbiodiniaceae
Source: the annotation of a GenBank genome assembly
AUGAAAGACCUGGGAUUGAAAGCAUAUCGUUUCUCUAUCUCCUGGUCGAGGUUGCUCCCAGCCGGUACGGGCAAACCGAACCAAAGAGCUGUCGAUUUCUACCAGUCGCUGUUGUCAGAGCUCUGCAGCAGUGGGAUCACUCCCGUCGUCACCCUGUACCACUGGGAUCUUCCACAAUGCUUGGAAGACAAGUACGGUGGAUGGCUGUCUCGCCAGGUGCUUGAUGACUUUGAGUACUAUGCAUCCGUGUGCUUCGAUUGCUUCGGAAGUGAUGUGAGGUACUGGAUCACGCUGAACGAGCCCUGGUGUGCCUGCGCUUUGGGAUAUGGCAGUGGAGAGCAUGCCCCGGGCCACAGAGAGGAUGCGGGAAAGGAGCCGUACCUUGCUGCCCAUCACAUGCUUCUUGCACACGCCAGAGCUGUGAAGUGCUACCGUCACAGCUACCAACACAUCCAUGGAGGCAGCAUAGGUAUCACGCUGAACAUGGACUGGAAGGAGCCCUUGAGCGACAGCGCUGCCGACCAAGCCGCGCAGCGACGUGCUUUAGAUUGGCAGCUCGGUUGGUUUGCCGAUCCGAUCUACAAAGGUGCCUACCCAGCCACGAUGCGCGAACGCUGUGGAGACCGGCUGCCUGAGUUCAGCGACGAGGAGGUGGCGAUGCUGAAAGGAUCAUCAGACUUUUUUGGGCUUAACCACUACUCCACCGACUUCGUGUCACAGGGUGAGGACGGGCCGCCAGCUGUUCCAAACUACUUUGCCGACCAGGAUGUCAGAAACGUGUCAGAUCCACGAUGGCAACGCACAGACAUGGGCUGGGACAUCGUGCCAUGGGGCUUCGAGAAGCUACUGUCUUGGAUACAGAAGGAAUACGAUCCGACGGGAGGCAUACUUGUAACUGAAAAUGGCUGCGCUGUUCGAGAGAACACGGAGGCCGAGGCAGUUCAAGACACCGCUCGGGUCGAGUAUUUGCAAGGAUAUCUUGCGCAGCUGCACAAAGCCAUGGCAAACGGAGCCGUCAUCAAGGGCUAUUUGGUUUGGUCUUUGCUCGACAACUUCGAGUGGGCAUUUGGCUAUGCCAAACGCUUCGGAAUCGUGCGAGUUGACUUCACAACGCAGCAGCGGACACCGAAGGCUUCAGCGCAGCUCAUAUCCGAUCUGUGCAAGGGUGGCAAGCUGAAAGUGCCCUCGAGAGUUCAAGCGUCUUCUGAGUUUUUUCCGUACAACGGCAGGGGCAAGGACAGCGGGAUUGUCAUUGUUUCCACCCACCUCGGAGUGAAGCCUUUUUCCUUUCUUCGGUAG